AUGGAGAGGGAGGAAGAAGCCAUGCCAGGGAGUGAGGAGGAGGUGGGCCAGGAGCUGCACACAGAAAAUGAAGAAGAGGAGCAGCAGGAAGAAGGGGAAGAUGAGCAGGCGGUGGUGGAGCAAGAUGGGAGGAUGGCAGAUGACAGAAGCAUGGAAGAGUGGAACGGUUUUAUUUCAGGGGAUGUGGGAGUAGCUGGAGUGGUGGUGGAGGAGGAGGAGUGGAAGCCCGGUGACCCGGUGACCCCUCAGCACAUCCUCAGGCUGAAGGGGUACACUAGAGAGUACCUGUGCUCACCUGAGGACAACAUCUACAACAUCAACUUCUCUCGCUUCAAGAUCAGGGACUUGGAAGGUGGGACUGUUAUCCUGGAUAUCAAGAAACAAUGCCCGAUAGAAAUUAAAGAUUUCAAGGAAGUGGAUGCAGGACGAUUCAUACGGUAUCACUUCUCCCCUGCGUUCCUGUCCCUCCACGAGAUCGGAGCUACGCUGGAGUUUACGGUGGGCAGCAAAGCAGUGAACCACUUCCGACUGAUUGAGAGGCACUACUUCAGAAACCUUCUGCUCAAAACCUUUGACUUUGAGAUUGGCUUCUGCAUCCCAUACAGUAGAAAUACCUGUGAGCACAUUUACUGCUUACCCGACCUGGGGCCAGGCACAGUUGAGGAGAUGAUUGCCAACCCCUUCGAGACGCGCUCCGACAGCUUUUACUUCGCCAAUAACAAGCUCAUCUUGCACCACAAAGCUGAGUACUCCUUUUGCCAGCAAGAGGAAGUCAAGGCACCGAGCCAAUAG
This is a messenger RNA of Lampris incognitus (smalleye Pacific opah), 792 nucleotides long. RefSeq names its product unc-119 lipid binding chaperone B homolog 2 (gene unc119c). The record is from RefSeq and is a predicted model, not a curated record. Bases 1 to 792 code for a protein of 263 amino acids. NCBI's taxonomy places the organism in Eukaryota, Metazoa, Chordata, Actinopteri, Lampriformes, Lampridae. Gene Ontology annotation, cellular component: spindle midzone; centrosome; spindle pole. Gene Ontology annotation, biological process: mitotic cytokinesis; positive regulation of protein tyrosine kinase activity; negative regulation of clathrin-dependent endocytosis. Gene Ontology annotation, molecular function: lipid binding. The transcript has 5 exons.